UGCAACAGUAAGUUCCAAGCUCGGACAAGACCAUUUCCUUUCGUCUAGAGGGAGUCGUUCCUUUGCCGAGACUACCCGUUGAUCGCUUCGUUACGCGCACUCCAUCGCUGCAUUCUGCCGUACGAUGGCCUCGUUGUAUCCCAAGAAAGCUGCGGCAAUCGAAGACGGCUUUGUUUCGUUGUACAACAAAGCCGACGGAUCGAGGGAGGAGCGUCAGUUGUUGCUCGUCGGUAAGCCUAGUUACGUGCCGAGGGAAGUCGAACACGAAAUUGCCGAGCUCGUGCACGCCUUGUUCACUCAGGAGCAUCACUAUUCGCACCAACAUCCUCGCACGAGCCCAACGUUGCCGCCGGAACGCCGUGGGAAACGUCACCGCAAUUUUUUUAUAUAUCAGUUGAACCAAUUCCGCCACUGGUGGAAAACCAGUCGUCUGCUUCUUCGCCUUGCAGGUGGUCUCAUGUUCUGUUACGAUGAUUUGAACUGGGCCAUGAUGCAGGCUUACGAUGUCAGUAAGAAGAAACAGGCCAAGCAGGCUUUGAAAGUGGUCAAACGGAUCGGACAAGGCGGACCCAUCCGACCCUUCCUACAAGACGUGCACCCCUUCACGCGAAGUCUACGUAUCGUCUUGGCCGUCGCACGCGCUUGGGAAGCCAAGGUCGACAAUCGCUUGUACGAAGUCGGGAUUGCCGAAACAUUUCGCUAUUGGGCUCGAGAUUUCGUCGAUUGGUCGGCCAAAUUCAUCGCCUUUCCCCUUUCCGCCGUCGUUAUUGCACCGUAUAUUUCUGUCCAAUCACGUCCCGUAGUUGUGGUCAUGGGAUUUCUGCGAGCGAUUCUUCCUUUCGUCGCAUCCUUCCAAGGCUCUCGCCUCGGGCGUCAAUUGACCUUCAACACGUAUAAGUACGCCAACUACCGUUGGAAGUCGGUCCAAAGCAUCAUGCACUUUCACCAAAAAGCGGGAGUGUACCAGGAUACAAAUCUCGACCCCGAUCUCUUAAACCUCGCACGCCUUGUAGCUGAAGGUGUCGGACACGGUAUGGAUCCCGAAGAAACGCGUCAGGCAUUGUCCAAGUUGGGUUUCCAGGUAUUUGGCAGUGGCUCGGGUGGUAGAGCUGUCUACCGUAUGCAACGAACGGAUCAAAUUGUCAUGCUACACAUCACACCUUACGGUCCAAGUAUUCUCGACGAAAUGCCACGCUACAUCCUUCUGGAACGGAGGAGCGACUUUUACAUCAAUCGAGUUACGGACACGUCGGACGGCACAAUCUUGGAUGCCGCGACACCUAGGGAAGCCAGCGUAAAGGGCUUUACGUACUCCGGCGCCUUUUUCCAAGCCCAAGAAUGGGCCGCUUUGAAAAUGCGAUUCGAUCGUGAGCUCCAGGAUUAUGACAAUGCUUGCCGGAUAAUGGGGACGGUCCGGUUGCCUUUGGGUAAGCGUAGUCCUCAAAGGGCAAAGUCAGCAUCUCCGCCCAAAGAUCUAUUGAGCCUCAAAGCUUUUAUUCGUAGUGGGCGACAAUCCUAUAAACAACGCCGAGACAAUACUCGAUGGAAAGAAAUCGAACAAAAAGUACAAAAAAUGUCAAAAUUGGUGUCCAAAUUGCAAACACUCGGAAAGGCUCCAUCCAGGGUUAUUCUUUAUCUGGAAGGAUUGGAUUGUGCUGGUAAAUCUUCGACGGGGGGCAUUAUUUGUCAAGCCCUGGAAAAAAGUGGGUACGCCGUGCGUACGGCCCAGCACAAUCGCCCACCUACACCGGAACAAAAGGCCAAGCCCUGGAUGGACCGGAUACGUUUUGAAUACCCUGAUGAUUUGUACGACGAUGACGAAGAAGUCCCGGCAUUCGCAUCGGUAAUGUGGGAUCGGGGUCCGGCGGGGGACUUUGUGUACGGCGGUUUCCAGGACGCGACACUGAGCGAGAAGAUGCAACGGUACGAAGAGUUUCGAACAUACGAUUACAAUUGCCGCGCCGAAGGCGUGCUCUUUUGCAAGGUGUUUUUCGUGACCGAUCGCGACAGUAUUGCAGGAACGCUUGGCAAGCGCUUGGCGCACAAAAGGAUUGCACGGGACUUGCGCACGUGGUUGGACGCCAACAGUGUCGAGCAAUUUCGAGAAGGGGUGCAAGAGAUUGAGGCUCACAUCGACCCGACCGACUUUAUUGCUUUCAACAAGUACGAAGAGAAUUUAGAAAAAUUUACGGAAGUUGUCCGUAAUACGGAUUACGUUGGUCACGUAGCGGAUCAGGAAGAUUCUUCGAUUGGUUACAGCAAUCCUUGGAUCGUUGUGAACACUUCGAAUCGCCAUGCGGCGCGUCUCAACAUUAUGAAAGCCUUUUAUAACCAGCUGAAGCGCUUUUCGAAUUCUCCUUACGAUCGCAUCGACGCGUAUGAUCGGCUGAACGUGUUUUUCGGGGGCGUUGAUAAAGUGGAACGUGUCGACAAAGUCACACAACCCGUUUCGAAUACUAUUGUGGAGGAUAAGGAGCACGGUCUAUCGUCCCGAGCGGUAUUGCAAUCCAUGCUCCUGCUCUUACUGGUGUACGCGUACGCGAACCAGACAUGGAACUUUGACAUCGACGAUAUUACGUAA
Messenger RNA from Phaeodactylum tricornutum CCAP 1055/1, 2581 nucleotides. RefSeq lists its product with no specific name. NCBI's taxonomy places the organism in Eukaryota, Bacillariophyta, Bacillariophyceae, Surirellales, Neidiaceae. The coding region runs from base 125 to 2581 and encodes 818 amino acids. The record is from RefSeq and is a predicted model, not a curated record. The transcript is spliced from 4 exons.